CGGCCCCGCCUCCGGCGCUGGGGCAGGAGGAGCGGCGAUGGCGGCGCGGCGGGCCCCGGCGCUGGGGCCGCUGCUGCUGCUGCUACUGCCCCCGGUGCUGCUGCCGCCGGUGCGGGCGGGCGCGGGGGACGCGCGGCAGGAGCAGGCGGUGCAGGCGCUGGCGCGGCGGCUGCUGGGCCCGCGCGCCGCCGCCGUGGCGCUGUCGGUGGACGCGGCGCUGGCAGAGGACGGGACCGGCACCGACACCUACUGGCUGCGCUCCCCGCCCGGCGCCGCCGUGGCUGUGGCCGUGACGGGCUCCAGCGGGGUGGCGGCGGCCGCCGGCCUCUAUCGGUACCUGCGCGACUUCUGCGGCUGCCACGUCUCGUGGUCCGGGGCGCAGCUCCGCCUGCCCGACCCGCUCCCGCGGCUGCGGGCCGAGAUCCGCGCCGCCGCCCCCGGCAGGUACCGGUACUACCAGAACGUCUGCACCCAGAGCUACUCCUUCGCAUGGUGGGACUGGGCGCGCUGGGAGCGCGAGAUCGACUGGAUGGCGCUCAGCGGCAUCAACCUGGCGCUGGCCUUCGUGGGGCAGGAGGCGACCUGGCAGCGGGUUUACCGCUCGCUGGGCCUGAACCAGACGGACAUCGACGAGUACUUCACGGGGCCGGCGUUCCUGGCCUGGAACCGCAUGGGGAACCUCCAUGGAUGGGCAGGGCCGCUGCCGCCUGCCUGGCACCUCAAACAGCGCUACCUGCAGUACCGGAUCGUGGAGAGGAUGCGCUCGCUGGGGAUGCUCACGGUGCUGCCGGCCUUCGCCGGCUACGUGCCCCAGGGGGUUCUGCGGGUUUUCCCACGUGUGAAUGCCACUCGCCUCGGGGGCUGGAGCCACUUUGACUGCACCUACUCGUGUACGUACCUGCUGGAUCCGCAGGACCCCAUGUUCCAGGUGAUCGGGACCCUCUUCCUGAAGGAGCUGAUCAAGGAGUUUGGCACAGACCACAUCUACAGUGCCGACACCUUCAACGAGAUGACCCCCCUCUCCUCUGACCCUGCUUAUCUCUCGAGGGUCAGCAACGCCGUCUUCAGGUCGAUGACGGGAGCCGACCCCAAGGCGCUGUGGCUGAUGCAGGGCUGGCUCUUCCAGCACCAGCCCGAGUUCUGGCAGCCGGCGCAGGCGCGGGCGCUGCUGCGCGGCGUGCCCCUCGGCAGGAUGAUCGUUCUUGACCUCUUUGCCGAGUCCAAGCCCGUCUACCAGUGGACAGAGUCCUUCUACGGGCAGCCCUUCAUCUGGUGCAUGCUGCACAGCUUCGGGGGCAACCACGGCCUCUUCGGCACCGUGGAGGCCAUCAACCACGGCCCCUUCGCGGCCCGACGCUUCCCAAACUCCACCAUGGUGGGCACCGGCGUGGUGCCCGAGGGCAUCGAGCAGAACGACAUGGUGUACGAGCUGAUGAACGAGCUGGGCUGGCGCCACGAGCCCCUCGACCUCCCGCGCUGGGUGACCCGUUAUGCCGAGCGCCGCUACGGUGCCCCGAACGCCGCCACAGCCGGCGCCUGGCGGCUGCUGCUCCGCAGCGUCUACAACUGCACCGGCGUCUGCGUGAACCACAACCGCAGCCCGCUGGUGCGCCGCCCGUCCCUGCACAUGGACACGGAGCUGUGGUACAACGCCAGCGACGUGUACGAGGCCUGGCGCCUGCUGCUGAGGGCCAGCGCGGAGCUGGGCUCCAGCACCACCUUCCGCUACGACCUGGUGGACGUGACGCGCCAGGCGGCGCAGCAGCUCGUGAGCGGCUUCUACCAGAGCAUCCGCAGCGCCUUCCAGAGCCACGCGCUGCCCGAGCUGCUGACGGCCGGCGGCGUCCUCCUCUACGACCUGCUGCCGGAGCUCGACAGCCUCCUCUGCAGCCACAGCCUCUUCCUGCUGGGCCGCUGGCUGGAGAGUGCCCGCGCCGUGGCCACCAGCGACCGGGAGGCCGAGCAGUACGAGCUGAACGCCCGGAACCAGCUGACGCUGUGGGGACCCAGCGGGAACAUCCUGGACUACGCCAACAAGCAGCUGGGGGGGCUGGUGCUGGACUACUAUAGCGUGCGCUGGAGCCUCUUUGUGUCCAUGCUGGUGGAGAGCCUCAACUCGAGCAGCCCCUUCCACCAGGACCAGUUCAACCAGGCUGCCUUCCAGGUGGAGAGAGGCUUCGUCUACAACAAGAAGCGGUACCCAGCCGUGCCGGCCGGGGACACGCUGGAGAUCGCCCGGAAGAUGUUCCUCAAGUACUACCCCAGCGCCCGCGCUGGGACACUGUGACUUUGGGCAGCACCCCCCGUGUCCUCCCUCCCCAGCCAGCCUGGAGCCCCCGCUUCCUGCGCAUGAGGGGCUGGCAGCAGGAUGAGGGGCAGGCUCUGCCCCAGGGACCCCCCCUGCGCCGUGCUCUGUGCUCAGCCAUGAGCAGCAGCAGCGGGUGCAGCAGCCCCAGGGGAAGGGGGGAACCAGCCUCACCCCCAGUGUGGGCUUUGUGCUCCCUGCUCCAUGGACCCCAGUGCCUGCGGGGACCCCCCCUCACUUUGUGCCUUUUGUAUUGAAAGAGACUUUGAGGAGGUUUCUGUUGGGCCGCGCUCCCCGGGACAGGGAUUCCGAGGCCUUUCCCCGCCUGAGGAGCAAUUAAAGUCCCGGCUGCCGAGUG
Molecule: messenger RNA, 2663 nt
Organism: Strigops habroptila (Kakapo)
Lineage: Eukaryota; Metazoa; Chordata; Aves; Psittaciformes; Psittacidae
Gene: NAGLU
Product: N-acetyl-alpha-glucosaminidase
Exons: 6
Coding region: 38-2287 (749 amino acids)
Source: RefSeq, a predicted model, not a curated record